Onychomys torridus (southern grasshopper mouse) is the source of this 1389-nucleotide messenger RNA. Its product is annotated as arginine/serine-rich coiled-coil protein 2-like. The record is from RefSeq and is a predicted model, not a curated record. NCBI's taxonomy places the organism in Eukaryota, Metazoa, Chordata, Mammalia, Rodentia, Cricetidae.
AUGGCGGUUACUGAUACAGAACAAGAUGGACUAGCCCCAGAAAAGACAUCCCCGGAUAGAGAAAAGAAAAAAGAGCAGUCAGAUGUGUCUAUUUCUCCUAGAACCUCAAAACAUCACUAUUCAAGGUCACGGUCAAGAUCAAGAGAAAGAAAGCGAAAAUCAGAUAAUGAAGGAAGAAAACACAGGAGCCGGAGCAGAAGUAAAGAGGCAAGAAGACAUGAAUCCAAAGAUAAGUCCUCUAAGAGACAUAAGUCUGAGGAGCACAAUGACAAAGAACAUUCUUCUGACAAAGGAAAAGAGCGAUUAAAUUCAUCUGAAAAUGGUGAGGACAGACAUAAACGCAAAGAAAGGAAGUCAUCACGAGGCAGAAGUCACUCAAGAUCUAGGUCUCGUGAAAGAUGCCAUCAAAGUAGAAGCAGGGAGAGGAAGAAGUCUCGGUCUAGGAGUAGGGAUCGAAAAAAGUCUCGAUCCAGAAGCAGAGACAGGAAGAAGUCAAGAUCUAGAAGCCGGGAUAGAAAACGAAGGAUUAGAACACAUUCCCGAUCCAGAUCCAGACACAGGCAUAGGACUAGAAGUGGGAGCAGAUCAAGAAAUCGAAGUCGAGAUAGAAAGAAGAGAAUUGAAAAACCAAGAAGAUUUAGCAGAAGCCUAAGCCGGACACCUAGUCCACCUCCCUUCAGAGGCAGAAACACAGCAAUGGACGCUCAGGAGGCUUUAGCUAGGAGGUUGGAAAGGGCAAAGAAAUUACAAGAGCAACUAGAAAAGGAAAUGGUUGACAAGCAAAAACAACAAGAGAUGGCUGCAGCAGCUGCAGCCACUGGGGGUUCUGUUCUCAAUGUUGCUGCACUAUUGGCGUCAGGAACACAAGUGACUCCUCAGAUAGCUAUGGCAGCUCAAAUGGCAGCCCUGCAAGCCAAAGCCUUGGCAGAGACCGGCAUAGCUGUGCCCAGCUACUAUAACCCAGCCGCUGUGAAUCCAAUGAAGUUUGCUGAGCAAGAGAAAAAGAGGAAAAUGCUCUGGCAAGGCAAGAAAGAUGGCGACAAAUCUCAAUCUGCUGAAAUAUGGGAAAAAUUGAAUUUUGGAAACAAGGACCAAAAUGUCAAAUUUAGGAAGUUAAUGGGAAUUAAGAGUGAAGAUGAAGCUGGCUGUAGCUCGGUUGAUGAAGAAAGUUAUAAGACUUUGAAGCAACAAGAAGUUUUUCAAAAUCUUGAUGCUCAGUAUCAAAUGGCAAGAUCACAAACCCACACUCAAAGAGGAAUGGGUUUGGGUUUCACAUCUUCAAUGCAUGGAAUGGAUACAGUUUGAAAAAUAUCAACUUGGGACUUUAUAGACUUGUUCUGAUGUCAGGUCCUUGUUCACCAAACAGCUAGGAUUCUAGCUUGCAUGGGU